Messenger RNA from Leishmania braziliensis MHOM/BR/75/M2904, 2184 nucleotides. RefSeq lists its product as hypothetical. Bases 1 to 2184 code for a protein of 727 amino acids. The record is from RefSeq and is a predicted model, not a curated record. Lineage: Eukaryota; Euglenozoa; Kinetoplastea; Trypanosomatida; Trypanosomatidae. The transcript has a single exon.
AUGGCGCUGCGGACAUGGCGGCCUCGUGUGUUGGUUGCGGUUAUACACGCGUUUGCUAAAGCUUGCCCUUCGCAGGCUCAUCUGCCCUUUGUCAGAGACUGCCUCGUGCGGCUGCAGCAGUGUGAGGCGCAGCUCACGGAGCACGAUGUGGCGACGCUUCUGUGGUGCAUUGCAACACUGCAAGUCGAUGAGAGCCAGCUGCCAUUGUGGAGCUCCCUCUGCAAGCGAGCCGCACUGUUGUUCUCGCAUAUGAACCGCGUGAGCCGCCUCACCGUGACCCAAGCCCUGUUGCUGCAGUGCCACCAUCUAUGCGAGUCUCAAGCGGAGCUGCUGCGCAUCGUGCACGCAGCGAACAGGGACUCGACGGAGCUCACCUCACUCGACGAGGAUCGGUAUGAUGGCGGGCGCUGGCACUCUGGGCGUGGUCCCCGGCGCCCAGACUCAGGCGAUUCUGCGUCCUUUCUCUCCUCUUCUACCCCAGGCAGCAUGGACUCCACUUCGCAGCUGCUUCAGUACACCACGCAUGCACUCUCAGAUGAGUCACUGGUGCGGUUACUCAUCACCCUUUUCGAACGAAGUGAGGAGCCAUGCGAGCACUUGCGCCUCGUCGUAGCACAUCUCACCUUGCGCUGUUCCCUGUCUGAUCAACUCUGCCUACAGCUGCUGCGGUUUACGCAGCCACGUUGCACGGCCGUCGCACUGCACGUAGCUGAUCCGGCAGAGCAGCGGCUACCGACAUGCGCGUCUUUGACAGCUCAGAGCCCCGAGACGUCGGUGCUUCUCCGUACGGCACGACAACACGCCGUACGGCAGUUGAUUAGGGUCGUACACAGUGGGGUAGUACGGCUACCGCGUGAUAUCAUCGAGGUGCUCUGCAUAGAGCACGGUGGCUUGUGCACAAGUCUAAUACCCCAAAGUAAGCUGCACCCAGGCAGCGCUAUCGACGAAGAGUCUGCGGGGACUGUCUGGACUGCCAUUGUGAAGAUCCUCUGCGACACGCUGAGCGGCUCUGCGCGCGCUCUUGACUUCGUAAACGGCGAGGAGCUCUGGGGCUGGCACUGCAUCGCCGCGUACUUGAGGGCAGUGAGCGCGACAAACGGUGGCCUGGCCUCUGACAAAGCAGCGUCGCUUAGCACCACUCUAGGCUCCCUCGAGCAGCAGCUCAACACCACCACAAGCCCGCCUCGCUACUGGCCUAACGCUCGGGAGCGUAAGACAAGGUGCACCGAGGUAGUGUUAGCCUCUACGCGCUGUGGCGGGACGCAGCUGCUGACCUAUUGCGCCGCGACAACCUCGCCCUAUGACACUGCCCUUGCGCUACUCGGCGAAUGUGUGCGAGAGCUUUCGACACCACCAGCGGUUCUCCUUGUUUCCACCAUGCUGAAGCUGCUCUCGGCCGUGGACAAGGCGCCCGCGGUCGUUGCUACACUCGUGCAGCCGCUGAAGCUGCUUCUCUGGGCGCAGCUGGAGACGAACACGGCCCAUGCCUCCGGCAUGCUACCAGGCCUCAUUCAGUACAUCACGAACACCCUUGCCCAUCCUCUAGCGGUGGGGCAGGCAGCGUCAUGUGUGCGCGUCUCAGACGCCGUGCUGGACGUGUAUCUUCGGUUACUGAUCCAAGAGCAGCAGGAAACUCUCUCCGCUGUGCAGUCGGAGCUGCUGGUACGGUGCUUGCAAGAGCGUCGAAUGAACGCGGCGGCGCUGGAGAACGCCUUCAUGAUGCUAAUGACGCGCAGACUCGGGCAGACGGCAUCUUUUCUAAGCACCGUAAGGCUGCCGAUUGCUGCUCUGAGUACACUUGUGGAGCUUACCGGAGCCCUGCCACGUAGCAAGGCCGCAUCCACCACCGCGACAACCACCAUGAUCAUCAGCACCCUCCUGGACUUACUCAUUCAACAAGCCAUUCCAGCAUGCGCGACAGCAGAGGAGCUUAUAGCUGGCGCCGUAGUGUUGCGCGACGAUGCUGUGGCAGACAUGCAGAGAACGUCCGCCCUGGCGGCGGCGGUGCAGGCUAGGGGUUUGUCGCUCCUCAGGUCUACCGAGGUGAUCUGGACACCACUGCAGAAGGCGUACCUUAUCGCCGCCCUUGUGUGCGUGAAUGUAGACCCGACGCCAGAGCUUCUGCAAGCACUGCGCGGGGAGGGUCGUACGCAGGUGGAGGAAGUUGUGGACUCUAUGAAGUAA